Messenger RNA from Achroia grisella, 1297 nucleotides. RefSeq names its product ras-related protein Rab-3 (gene Rab3). Gene Ontology annotation, molecular function: GTP binding; GTPase activity. Gene Ontology annotation, biological process: protein secretion; protein localization to plasma membrane; regulation of exocytosis. Bases 507 to 1169 code for a protein of 220 amino acids. The transcript has 6 exons. The record is from RefSeq and is a predicted model, not a curated record. Lineage: Eukaryota; Metazoa; Arthropoda; Insecta; Lepidoptera; Pyralidae. Gene Ontology annotation, cellular component: plasma membrane; synaptic vesicle; endosome.
AGGAGGUAACAGCUGUGAGCGCGAAACAUUCCUCAUCUUUAUUCUAGACCUAAUUUUUGAAACAGUUGAAUAAAUAGUUCGACAUCUAAAUAAAAUAACGUGCAAACCAUGGAGUAACUUAACUAAAUCUAUAGUUACUGGUAAAGUCGGAAAUUAUUGGAAAGCGUGAAACUAACUGUUACGAAAUAACUACAGAAUUAUCGAUUUUUGUGUGUUUUAAAUUGACGGCAGCAGUGAGAUUGUGUACUUUGCGUUGUGGUCGCUCGGAUGGGUUUCAUAAGGAUUUAUAAACUGUAGGUGUUUUGAGGUCUGCAAAACAGGCGCAAGAAAUCGAUAAACGCGUAAAACUGUGGGAGUCGAUCCCGUUAUACAGUACGAAUGUGAAAGGGAGGGAUAUACACAGCGUGGCUUACUGUUGUAUCUCUGAAACAAUUUUCAGCGAUAUAUUAUAAAUAGUGAUAAAUUUAACGUUUCUGCUUCAAUUAAUUGCUGAAAGACUGAAAAAGAUGGCUGGCGGUGGAGAUCCAAAGUGGCAAAAGGAUGCUGCAGAUCAAAAUUUUGAUUAUAUGUUCAAGUUGCUCAUCAUUGGAAACAGCUCUGUCGGCAAAACUAGUUUCCUGUUUCGCUAUGCGGAUGAUUCGUUCACUUCAGCAUUCGUGUCUACUGUCGGUAUCGACUUCAAGGUGAAAACCGUCUUUCGCCAUGACAAACGUGUAAAACUUCAAAUAUGGGACACUGCAGGGCAAGAACGCUACCGCACAAUAACUACGGCAUACUAUCGAGGGGCUAUGGGCUUCAUUCUAAUGUACGAUAUCACUAAUGAGGAGAGCUUCAAUAGUGUCCAGGAUUGGGUAACACAAAUUAAAACCUAUUCAUGGGAUAACGCACAAGUGAUACUGGUGGGUAAUAAAUGCGACAUGGAGGAAGAACGUGUGGUCAGUGCAGAACGUGGAAGACAGUUGGCUGAUCAGCUUGGAGUAGAGUUCUAUGAAACAAGUGCUAAGGAAAACAUCAACGUUAAGGCUGUGUUUGAACGGUUGGUCGAUAUAAUUUGCGACAAGAUGUCAGAAAGUCUCGAUUCGGAGCCCGCCAUGUUGGCUGGUGGAGCCCGCGGUCAACGUCUGACAGAACAACCACAAGGCAAUAGCAACCCUAAUUGUAACUGUUAAUAGAAUACACUAUACAAUGAAAAGUUAUUGCUUCUUCAGCUGUUUUAUCAUAGUUUAUUUAUUUGUUUUACUUCUUUCAAAUUGAAGAUUCUACUAUAGAAAAUAAAUAAAGUCUAAUUAAUAUUUUA